GCUCCAGAUUCACCGCCCCUCUCUUAUCCUCCCUUUCUUUCCUUUUCCCUCCCACCCUCCAUCCUUGAAUCAAGCAUCACUUUGCUUCCAAAUUGGCUUGUCAUUUUCUCUCGGCGCUCGUUCUCUAGCUGUCGGGUCGUGUGGACGAUCUAGCGAUGGACUGGCGCUGAUCUCGCGGAUUGUGCUGUCGCUGGACCCACUCUGCGCAUUUUCCUCUUAUUCCAGAAAAAAAACACUGAUCGGGAUACAACACAGGGCUCUGAUUCCCCGUGUCCACCAUAGAUCCAUUGGGUUUGGGGGACGAAGGAUACUCGAUAUACUGAUCCUCACCGUGGGUCUUCGGGAGGCUUCAAGCCUCAUAAAGGCGCAUCUGGGAACAGAAGCUCAAAACAUCAUCUGCGUGUUUUAUUCACACACGGACACACUGUCACGGGAAUUAAGGAGCAUUCUGAGAUCAUACAGCCCGAUGCUGUUGAGCACAUCCGGAGCUGACUAUUAUUCCAGUGCUUUGUAAGAUGCGGUGUGCGCAUCAAAGAGGAACUCCAUGGCUCUAAGGUGUGCGAGACGCAACUUCAGCGAGUCACUGCAGAGGUCAUCAGGGUCAUCGGUGGUCAUGUGGUCCACACGCCUACUUUUCCUCUUCGCCCUCUUCACACCCGUCACGCUCGUUUUAAGUCGCGCUCCAGUGCCGAUGGCUGUUGUGCGUCGAGAGCUGUCGUGCGAGGGUUAUCCUAUCGAGCUGCGCUGCCCGGGCACCGAUGUCAUUAUGAUCGAGAGCGCCAAUUACGGGCGCACAGAUGACAAGAUCUGUGACUCGGACCCUGCUCAAAUGGAGAACACUCGCUGCUAUCUGCCUGAUGCCUACAAGAUUAUGGGCCUCAGGUGUAACAACCGAACCCAGUGUGCGGUCGUUGCUGGCCCUGAUGUUUUUCCUGACCCGUGUCCUGGAACGUAUAAAUACCUUGAGGUUCAAUACGAGUGUGUGCCAUACAAAGUGGAGCAGAGAGUCUUUCUCUGUCCAGGUGUAUUGAGAGGUGUGUACCAGAGCGAACACCUCUUUGAGUCGGACCAUCAGUCUGGAUCAUGGUGUAAAGACCCCCUACAGUCAUCCAAUAAGAUCUACUAUAUGCCCUGGACACCUUACCGCACAGAUACACUGACUGAGUACUCAUCUAAGGAGGACUUUAUUGCAGGUCGCCCUACCACAACAUACAAACUACCACAUCGAGUAGAUGGCACUGGAUUCGUGGUGUACGAUGGUGCGCUUUUCUUCAACAAGGAACGUACACGCAACAUUGUUAAAUUCGACCUGCGAACUCGUAUCAAAAGCGGUGAGGCAAUUAUCGCUAACGCUAAUUACCACGACACCUCGCCGUAUCGCUGGGGUGGGAAAUCCGACAUCGAUCUGGCAGUGGAUGAAAACGGACUGUGGGUAAUUUACGCCACCGAACAGAACAAUGGACGAAUUGUGGUCAGUCAGCUCAACCCCUACACACUACGAGUGGAGGGGUCAUGGGAUACGACAUACGAUAAGCGAUCGGCCUCCAAUGCUUUCAUGAUCUGCGGAAUCCUCUAUGUAGUGAAGAGCGUUUACGAAGAUGACGAUAAUGAAGCGUUGGGGAAUAAAAUCGACUACAUGUACAACACAGAAAAGAGCCGUGAAACACACCUCAGCAUUCCAUUCCCAAAUUCCUACCAAUACAUCGCAGCUGUGGACUACAACCCCCGAGACAAUUUGCUGUACGUGUGGAACAACUACCACGUUGUCAUAUAUUCUCUCGACUUUGGAAACAAUGACAACAGAUUGGGCUUUGAUCCUCCUUCUUCAGUCUUGCUUCCUGAUGCACUUCCUCCAGCGCGCAGCUCCACGACUCCUCCACGCCCAUAUACGGGCACGCUCCGUCCCUCUCUCACUACUACCACGACAACCACCAUGGCUCCACCUCGCCGCCAUAACAACAUCCUCCCAGAAGCCCUGACACGGUCGCCUCCCUCCCUGCAGACGCCAGUCGCUGUUGACUAUUGUGCCCCACGUCUCACUGCUGAAAUCUCCUGGCCACGGACACACCAGGGACAGGUUGCUAAGCAACCAUGCCCACCUGGCACCAUAGGUGUAGCCACAUUUAAUUGUUUGCUUGGCUACUGGGAUCCGAAGGGACCGGAUUUGAGCAACUGCACCUCACCAUGGACCAAUCACAUCACUCAAAGAAUGAGAUCAGGGGAAACUGCUGCUAUAGUAGCACGGGAAUUGGCUGAACAGACGAAGGGAGAGUUGAGACCCGGAGAUGUUCCAUCCACAGUCAAAGCCAUGGCACAACUGGUGGAACUACUGGAUGUACAGCUGCGAAAUCUCACCCCAGGGGGGAAAGACACAGCGGCACGUAGCUUAAACAAGCUCCAGAAGAGAGAGCGAUCGUGCCGUUUCUUCAUACAGGCCAUGGUAGAGACGGUGAAUAACCUUCUGCAGGUGCGAUCCCAGGCGGCGUGGAGGGAGCUGUCCGUGGCCGAGCAGCUGCGAUGCGCGACCAUGCUUCUGGACACGGUGGAGACGGGUGCCUUCAUGCUCGCAGACAACCUCCUCAAAACGGACACCAUACAGGAGAGCACCGACAACAUUCAACUGGAGGUGGCACGUCUAAGUACAGAUGUUAAUCUGGCUGAUCUAAUCUUCCCUCAAUCUGGACUAACCGGCAACUCCAUUCAUCUCUCAGCCAACACACUCAAGCAGCAAGGACGCAACGGUGAGAUCCGUAUGGCGCUGGUUCUCUAUAAGAACCUCGGCCAGUACUUGUCUACGGAGAACGCUAGUGUGCGGCUGGGCAGUGAAGCGGCCUAUCCAAACUAUUCGCUUAUAGUCAACUCACCUGUUAUUACAGCAGCUAUUAAUAAAGACAGUAACAAGGUCUACCUGUCUGAACCUGUGGUCUUCACUGUCAAACACAUAAAGCAGUCGGACGAGAACUUCAAUCCAAACUGCUCUUUUUGGAGUUAUUCCAAACGCACCAUGACUGGAUACUGGUCCACUCAGGACUGCAGACUACUGGGCACCAAUCGCACUCACACCUCCUGUUCCUGCACACACCUCACAAACUUUGCAGUGCUAAUGGCCCACGUGGAGGUCAAGAAAACAGACCAGGUGCAUGAGCUGCUGUUGGACGUCAUAACGUGGGUGGGGAUCCUGCUGUCUCUGGUCUGUCUGCUCAUCUGCAUCUUCACCUUCUGUUUCUUCCGUGGUCUCCAAAGCGACAGGAACACCAUCCACAAGAACCUCUGCAUCUCCCUCUUUAUCGCCGAAACACUCUUCCUCACUGGGAUCAACCGUGCAGACCAGCCCAUCGUCUGUGCGGUGUUUGCGGCCCUGCUGCAUUUCUUCUUCUUGGCUGCGUUUACAUGGAUGUUUCUGGAAGGCGUACAGCUGUACAUCAUGCUGGUGGAAGUGUUCGAGAGCGAGUAUUCGCGCACCAAAUACUUCUAUCUCACUGGAUACGGAGUGCCUGCUGUUAUAGUGGCCGUUUCUGCCGCCGUGGACUAUCGCAGCUAUGGAACUGAAAGAGUGUGCUGGCUCAGGUUAGAUACUUACUUUAUCUGGAGUUUCAUUGGGCCUGCAACUCUCAUCAUCAUGCUAAAUGUAAUUUUCCUGGGCAUUGCACUUUAUAAGAUGUUUCACCAUACAGCGAUUCUCAAGCCUGACUCCGGUUGCCUGGACAACAUCAAGUCCUGGGUUAUAGGUGCCAUAGCUCUGCUGUGUCUGCUGGGGUUGACCUGGGCGUUUGGACUGAUGUAUAUCAAUGAGAGUACAGUCAUCAUGGCCUACCUCUUCACCAUCUUUAACUCGCUGCAGGGAAUGUUCAUCUUCAUAUUUCACUGCAUCCUACAGAAGAAGGUACGUAAGGAAUAUGGCCGUUGUCUCCGCACACACUGCUGCAGUGGGAAGAGUGUGGAAUCAACCAUCUCCACUUCAACAAAGACCAGUACGGCCCGCACACCUGGACGCUAUUCCACUAACUCACAGAGUCGUAUCCGUAGGAUGUGGAAUGACACUGUCAGAAAGCAGUCGGAGUCAUCUUUCAUCACCGCUGAUAUGAACAGCUCAGCGACUCUCAACAGAGGUACCAUGGCUAACCAUCUCAUCUCCAAUGCUUUGUUACGUCCUCAUGGCACUAAUCCUUAUAACACACUACUGGGAGAGUCUGCUGUGUACAAUAACCCUACUGCCAACAUGUUCAACACACAAGCCUCCUACAGAGAUUCAAAGGGCAUUCUAAACAACGCACGAGACUCCAGUGUCAUGGAUACGUUGCCGCUUAACGGUAACCACGGCAACAGCUACGGUGUGGCAGCAGGCGAUUACCUUACCUACAGUUCUCGUGGCAGCGAGCCGCCGACCACGCUUGAGAAAAAGAUCUUGAAAGAGCUGACGGCAAACUACGCCCCAUCGUACCUGAACACCCAGGAGCGACAAGGGAAAGCCCACCAGGGGACCUUGACCAAUAAACUCAACAACCACCUGGCCAACGGAGGGGUCGCGGGGUCAUCGUCCAUCGCGAAGGAUGACGUCAUGGUGCUCGAUAACCCCGGAGCGUUUCAUCGGCAUGACGACGGGGGCGGGAUGAGCCUGGAGCUCAUUAGGGAGGAGUCACAAGCACCGCUCCUCCCACCGAGACCGCCCCCUCCGGAAAACCACGCCCCCAUGCACACAUUCUCAGCCCACCGGCGCCUGCCUCAGGAGAACAGCGAGAGCUUCUUCCCGCUGCUCCCCAACGACACGCACUCUUCGCACACACACACUCCCCGCACGCACACGCACUCGCCCCUCAGAGACUCGAUCUAUACCAGCAUGCCCACGCUCACUGACCUCCCCCAUGGCACUGAUGACCUCAUCAACGGUCUCCAUGACGACGAAGACGAUGAGGAUGACGACGGCGAGGAGGAAGAAGGCAGCGAGCUGCACCUGGCCAACGGCAAAGGGGUCGUCAUGGAGACGGACGACGUGUACUACAAAAGCAUGCCGAACCUAGGCUCCAGGAACCACAUACAGGAACUGGAGAGCUACUAUCAGAUGGGACGCGGUGGCAGUGACGGGUUCAUCGCCCCACCUGAGAAAGAAGACUCGUCACCUGAAGAACAGCCACCAGACCCCUCACAGCUGGUCACCAGCCUAUAGACACCGGUGCACACACACAUUCUCAGUUAGCGUGUGUGUGUGUGUGUGUGUGAGACACAAUGCACAAGGCAUGGGAUACACUACCUACUGCACUGAUAGGAAGCCCCUAGAGAGACUGAUCCCAGAUAGCCCCCCCGAUUCCAGUACAUACAAGUAUCCUGUCACCAAAAUCCUGCUCCAGUUAGAACCAGUAAUCAGAACUAGUAACCCAUUCCUACGCUAGAACAAGGACUACCGCGUGUAGGUAGGUCUCGUGGACUUUUUUUCUUGUCAAUCUCCUUGGAAACCGAUCUGCUGAGUAAAACUCGUGGACAAACUUUUGCUCCCUGGAUCAUUUGCAUAGCUCUCCUUGACGAAAACCUUCAUCCAAUGGCUGUCUGAUUCUCCUCGAAACUCACCACGGAUGGUGGAGAGCGUGUAAACAGACUGUGGAAAACUAGCUGCCAUUUUAGAUGACCGUGUAUGAUAAUGAGACCACCGACCUAGACUCUGAACUCUUCUGUCGUACUGAACUGCAUUACACCCACAAGUCUCUAGACUUCUCUAUGAUUCUCUGCUGCACACAUUCCUUCUCGUUUAGCACCGAUCUCGUUUCUUGAGCGUGAAAUCACAAAAGGCGCAUCUAAUCUUAAAGACUGAGGACGCAUCUUGUUUUCUUAUGUUUAUUUUUCAGUAAUAAUCUCAGUUAUGGGAAAGGUAAUCCUCACUAAUUACAAAGAAAUGGAACAGUUUUCCAUGUAAAAUGUACAGAUUCCCGAUAUUGCAUAUGAUCGUAUGCGUUUCAUGUUUUUUGAGAUAUUUUGGCCCUUGUAUGUGUUUUUGUAGACUAGACCAAUCCCACAAUGCUGUGCUGGUCCUCCAAAAUACUACCCCUUAUUACCGCACAGCACACACACACACAUGCACACAUAUCUACAUAUACACGCAUACACACUCUCGUUUGGAGGGAUGACCAUGGCUUCCUCCUUUUUUUUUCCAAAUGCAACACUUUGUCAUUCUAAAUCUCACUGUGUCGAUGAUAUCCAAGAGACUCUGGGGAACUGACUGUUGUGUGAAUGACAGCUACUGCAGAUGGGAUCCCAAUGAUGCUGGAAUGUCGUUAUGUCAUGAGUUCUAGAGCAUUUACCCUUGAACAUGCCAUCUUUUAUGUGUGAGAGCAGAAAUCGUCCAUUGGAAGCAGGUUGAAGAAUUCCAGCUUAUUGAUAUUCCUGUCAUACGUGUUGACACAGCUAAAAUUGUUCUCAGGCGAAAAGAUGUUCUAUUAUUGUGAUGGUUUUACAUAUCAAGUCUGUUUUUAACAGUUUAAUUAAGAACCGUAAGAAAGGCUCGCGGGGCGCGAAUUGGAAAGGGUCCGAGCCGAGGCAAGAUCACCAAUGAAAGUGUGGACUGGGGAAAUCAUGAUUAAAAAUCAUGUGUGUACACAUAAAAUAACCAUGUAAAGGAACAGACUAGGAUUUUAAUGGAGUGGUUUGGAAGAUGGAAACAACCUUGUAAAGGUCGGUUUCUGAAACUACUGUUUACUUGUUCUCAAACUGAGACUCCCUGUAGCUUGCACAUCUAUCCCUUGUUAACCCACCCUCAGAACUGACUGCAUAUUUAUUCCUGUGAUUCAGUCUUGUUUUUUAUUUUUUAUUUUCCAACAGAUCAGAAAUGUAGGAUCUUAGAGAGCGUCUGGAAAAGAAUCGGAUCGGCACUGAGACCUUUUUUUAUUGUUAUUAUCAUCAAUAUUAUUAUUAUUACAAUAUCAAUGAAAUUAUUAUUUAUUCUUUUCAUAUGCAUUCUAAACUGAAUGAACUCAUAACUAAUAUUUGUUGUAACAGUGAAAGUUGUUUGCCAACAAAUAAAAUGACUGAAUUAAUAUUUACAAUA
Messenger RNA from Megalobrama amblycephala (Wuchang bream), 7033 nucleotides. It is a transcript of the gene adgrl3.1, whose product is annotated as adhesion G protein-coupled receptor L3.1. Gene Ontology annotation, biological process: synapse assembly; brain development; cell surface receptor signaling pathway. The transcript is spliced from 24 exons. Gene Ontology annotation, cellular component: glutamatergic synapse; axon; membrane. The record is from RefSeq and is a predicted model, not a curated record. Gene Ontology annotation, molecular function: carbohydrate binding; G protein-coupled receptor activity. The coding region runs from base 545 to 5164 and encodes 1539 amino acids. Lineage: Eukaryota; Metazoa; Chordata; Actinopteri; Cypriniformes; Xenocyprididae.